CGCCCGCCGCGCGCCAUGGAGCCGACCGAGGUGCUGAAGCCGCGGACGCUGGCCGAGCUCAUCCGCGUCCUGCACGAGCUCUUCGCGGGCGACGAGGUCAACGUGGAGGAGGUGCAGGCCGUCCUGGAAGCCUACGAGAGCGACCCCGCCGAGUGGGCGCUCUACGCCAAGUUCGACCAGUACAGGUAUACUCGAAAUCUUGUGGAUCAAGGAAAUGGGAAAUUUAACCUGAUGAUUCUAUGCUGGGGAGAAGGACAUGGCAGCAGUAUCCAUGACCACACGGACUCCCACUGCUUUCUGAAGAUGCUCCAGGGAGACCUAAAGGAGACAUUAUUUGCCUGGCCUGACAAAAAAUCCAAUGAGAUGACCAAGAAGUCUGAAAGGACCUUGAGGGAGAACCAGUGUGCUUACAUUAACGAUUCUAUUGGGUUACAUCGAGUAGAGAAUGUCAGUCACACAGAGCCUGCCGUGAGCCUUCACUUGUACAGCCCACCUUUUGACACAUGCCAUGCCUUUGAUCAGAGAACAGGGCAUAAAAACAGAGUCACCAUGACAUUCCACAGCAAAUUUGGAGUCAGGACUCCAUUUCCAACUUCAGGUUCACUGGAGAACAACUAAGGCGAACCGAACCCAGCUCGGAUUUGGUUUCAAGUCUGCAGAAUGUUUGCCUUGGACGGAAAGGCUGCCGGCCACUUGCUGUGCAGUAGCAGCUCGAACCAGCCCCCUACUUAGACCUGCUGCCCGGCCGAUGCUAACGCUAAGCAUGAGUAAGCGAACAGCCGCGCUCCGAGCUCCUUGGAAGAAAAAUACCAUUAAAGAGAAAAUCUUGUGAUUUUUUUUUUUUUUUUUAAGGCUAAAUCAAAUUCCCUUUUUAUUCUGUCCUCUAAUUCCAUUGAAACGACACUGGCUGUUCAAUUGGGUUUGGGUGGAGGGCGGGGGGUAAAGCCAUUGGAAACACUUUGAUCUCCGAGCUAUAAUUAUCAAUAAGUAAAAACAAGACACUACAAACUAUCAAAUGCUUGUUUUGUUACCUAGAGAACUAAAGGUAGAAAUUUUUAAUAUACUUUGUAUGUUCUUUGAAGAGAAAUUUUUGCAUCUGUGGAUUUUAUUUUUUCAAUCCCACUUUACAAAUUCCUAGGCUAUGGAAAAUAGAGAAGCGUGGGGUGGAUAUAUGGCUAAGCAGUUAAAAGCACUUGCUUGCAAAGCCUGCCACUGCCAACCUGGGUUUGAUUGCCCAGUACCCAUGUAAAAUGCACAAAGUGGCACAUGCAUCUGGGGUUAAUUUGCUGGAAAAUAGAGAAGCUUAAAGUAGUUUGUCACUUGAUAAUGAAGGGCAGAGGGUUAAGAAAUGUGCGUAUACCCAAACCUCCUACCAACCAAAACGUAAACUCACAUCUAAUGUGUCUCAUGAUCAUAGGCAAAGAUUUUGUACUACUGCCAAAAUUGCCAAAUAACUUUAAUAAAACUGGAUUUUAGCAAAA
Jaculus jaculus (lesser Egyptian jerboa) is the source of this 1481-nucleotide messenger RNA. It is a transcript of the gene Cdo1, whose product is annotated as cysteine dioxygenase type 1. Gene Ontology annotation, biological process: L-cysteine catabolic process. The transcript is spliced from 5 exons. The record is from RefSeq and is a predicted model, not a curated record. Gene Ontology annotation, molecular function: ferrous iron binding; cysteine dioxygenase activity. Bases 16 to 618 code for a protein of 200 amino acids. NCBI's taxonomy places the organism in Eukaryota, Metazoa, Chordata, Mammalia, Rodentia, Dipodidae.